Ostertagia ostertagi is the source of this 4305-nucleotide messenger RNA. The record is from the annotation of a GenBank genome assembly. NCBI's taxonomy places the organism in Eukaryota, Metazoa, Nematoda, Chromadorea, Rhabditida, Trichostrongylidae.
AUGGCUGGCGUGGCUGGAAGAACAAAUGUGAAACCAGGGAGCUGCAGGCUUAUACAAGUGCGAUGCGAGCACCAAAUAGGAGAUGCAGUGUUGUGGUCUCACAAUAAUUUGAUCGAGAGCGGAGUGUGUUCAAUAUCCGAAAAAGGAGUGGCUGAGGUUCCAGUCCUGAACAACUCCGAAGAGCCACUAAUUUUCAAAGAAGGGGAAACCAUAGGCGAAUGGUCGCAACACGAGUGGAUGGACCCACGGCUCGUAGAUGCAAAAUCUGACAUGCUAGAAAUGUCGAAGCAUAGCACUACUGAGUCAAGGAUGGCAACGCUUUUAACCCAUCUGAGCACAAACAGAAGUACGGGGAAUCUACCCCAACGAUUGAAAGCAUUAAUCCAAGAGUUUGCAGAUGUGUUCGCAGUAAAUGAUCAGGAGCUUACCCAAACAGAUCUGGUGCAACACGAUAUUGAUACUGGGGACACGAAGCCGAUAAAGCAGAAAGUCCGACCAGUACCACGAGGUGUCCAGCCCGAGUUCAAAGCUAUACUGAACGACUUGGAGGCUAGAGGCAUCAUCGCAAAGUCAGCAUCAGAUUGGGCCUCUCCUGUUGUCCUUGUGCAAAAGAAGGACAAAACGCUGAGACUUUGUAUCGACUACCGCGUUCUCAAUAAAUAUACACGGCAAGACUCCUAUCCGUUGCCAACGAUUGAUACAAUACCCGCUUACAUCAAUGAUGAGCCUGUUAAAACAAGAGCAAAGAGAAAGACCAAGAGAGAGCGAAAAACAGUAGUAGUGCAUAGUGUCACCACAAAUGAUAACUGUUCUUUCAGGAAGUACCCAAAACAACUCAUAAUGACGGAUGACACUUCACACCCACUACAUGUCCUGUUCUCAUGUAACGAAAAGGCCCGCGCCAAACCGCCAGGCGAUUUCAAUGGCUACCGCCUCGAAGUGCCGUGUCCAUUGAUGACGGACGGAGCAACGCGUUUGGAUCGCGUACUAAAAGGCCUACCGCCUAAUAUGCAAGGCAUCAGAUUUGAAAAUGUCUCAGCUGAUGGGGACACGAAGCCGAUAAAGCAAAAAGUCCGACCAGUACCACGAGGUGUCCAGCCCGAGUUCAAAGCUAUACUGAAUGACUUGGAGGCUAGAGGCAUCAUCGCAAAGUCAGCAUCAGAUUGGGCCUCUCCAGUUGUCCUUGUGCAAAAGAAGGACAAAACGCUGAGACUUUGUAUCGACUACCGCGUUCUCAAUAAAUAUACACGGCAAGACUCCUAUCCGUUGCCAACGAUUGAUACAAUUGUAAACUCUGUGGAAAUUCAGAAAAGCUGGUUCGAGGAACUCCAGCAAGAUCCUGACUAUGGAGACGUGAUAACAAAAGUCCAAGAAGGCAGAGAUCUCGAGGAAGUGAGGUUACCAAGGCAAGAAAAACCUUUCCGCAUAGCUGACUUUUGUGUUGACCAGAAUCAGCUAUACUUAGCCCUUGAAGAUGGUUCAAUGGCAAAAGUUGUGCCAAAAUCACGAAGACGUGCUGUCUUCGAAGAAGCACACGCAGGCUACACUAUAAAAGAGCUAUGUAAUCUGUGCGACUGUGACGCAAGCGAUCUUGUUCGAACAAUACUGGACAAUUGUAAAAAGACGAACGAAUUGCAGAUCGAAAAUGCACGCCUUCGUAAAAAGCUACUAGAGAAGCGCCGUGAAGAACUGUACGGAUCAAUCUGCCCAAGCAUGGAAGGUGAGCAGAUUCCACCGAAAGAUGGUAGUGAUGACGAAGUAGAACCAACUCCGUUACAGUUGACGAAAAACAAAAUGAGGCGAUCAACACGAGGGACGAUCCGAUAUUCGUUGAGUGGGCAAAUAGGUACGUCGAGUGAGGACACUGAUGUUGAGAGCAGUGAGGGGAGCAGAGUAGAAAAUAAAGCACGAUUGAGGUGCACAAAUGAUACAACUGUGAGAGAAUUUUUCCGUUCCUUGGCGAUGCCCGACAUUGAACCUUUCCAUAACGAAAGUAGUCAAAAAUUCGAUGAUUUUGUCAGGGCAUUCAAGCUCAAAUACCCGCGUAGGGCAUACAGCGACAGAGAUCGAAAGGAGAUCCUGGUAGGAUAUCUAGGGGGCGAAGCCAAGUUGCAUUAUAGUACCUUGUCCAAUGCUAUCAAAAGUAGUUCCUUUAACACAGUCGUUCAAGAGCUAAGGAGCCGUAUGCGGCUCGAAAGUCAGGAGUCACAGGCAGACGCUCUCAGGGCAAUGCGACUGUUGAAAAAGAAGGAGCACCAAACAGUGGAACAGUUCUGUCUCGAGCUGGAACUUCUGUCGUCGAAGGCGCACCCGCACUGCGAUGAAGCAGCUCUUGCGCUGAUUCGGGCAGAAGUUUUGCACGAGCAGCUCCGUGAUUGGCCGGAGGUGUACCACUUAUCUGAAAUCCUAGCUAACGAGGAUACGCGCUACGUUUAUGAACGCAUGAAAGAGGCGGCACUACGCAUCCAGCGUUUACGUAAGCAGCGAUAUGACUCUGGCGUGAGAAAAUUGGACAACUAUGAGAGGUGCGGAAGAUCUAAGCAGUUCACAGCGAACAGGUCGUUCACAACCCGUGAUAAGAGUAAGGACAAAGAAUCCAAUGAGAUUCAAAAGGUCAAAACUCGAAAAGAGCAGCAGAAGAUUGGUGAACGACCACCUUCCUCAACAAGCUGCACAAAUUGCGGCAAAAAGGGCCACAAAACAGAGGAAUGCUGGUCUAAAAAGAAGAAUAAAGAGGCCAACACUUCUUUCAGCGCUACUCUUAAAGGCUGGUCCUGCAAUAUAAGUACGACGGACACUAGGACGAGUAGCCUGGUGGGCCCAAAGCACAUGGUUAAGCUGCAGUGCCUAGGUUUGGAAAUCCCUGCCAUGAUCGAUACGGGAUCGCAGCUAACCAUCAUGCCACUCAGUUUCCUUCUCAAGGCGAAAGACGCCGGCGUAGACAUGGACGCUCUCUGUAAGAAGGUACAGGCAGAAGAACUUGAAGUCUACGAUGCAUCGGGAAAUCGGAUGGAUUUCCUAGGGUGCAUGGAGACAAAGCUGAAGCUAAUAGGAGGAAGGGAAUGCAGCGUGCAGAUGCACGUCAAACGAUUAAGGGAUGAGGCUGUUUUACUCGGAACAAAUGCUUUAGAAGCAUUGGGUGUGAAAAUCCUCAUCUACUCAAAACCUGAACAACAGUUUCAGCCUCAAAAGAUGGCAAAAAGGACGCAGGAGCAAAGCCGCUCUAAGCGGAAAAGAAUUGCUCCACAAAAAGCGGCCAUGGCUGUCGUGGCUGAAAGAACAUAUGUGAAACCAGGGAACUGCAGCCUUAUACAAGUGCGAUGCGAGCACCAAAUAGGAGAUGCAGUGUUAUGGUCUCACAAUAAUUUGAUCGAGAGCGGAGUGUGUUCAAUAUCCGAAAAAGGAGUGGCUGAGGUUCCAGUCCUGAACAACUCCGAAGAGCCACUAAUUUUCAAAGAAGGGGAAACCAUAGGCGAAUGGUCGCAACACGAGUGGAUGGACCCACGGCUCGUAGAUGCAAAAUCUGACAUGCUAGAAAUGUCGAAGCAUAGCACUACUGAGUCAAGGAUGGCAACGCUUUUAACCCAUCUGAGCACAAACAGAAGUACGGGGAAUCUACCCCAACGAUUGAAAGCAUUAAUCCAAGAGUUUGCAGAUGUGUUCGCAGUAAAUGAUCAGGAGCUUACCCAAACAGAUCUGGUGCAACACGAUAUUGAUACUGGGGACACGAAGCCGAUAAAGCAGAAAGUCCGACCAGUACCACGAGGUGUCCAGCCCGAGUUCAAAGCUAUACUGAAUGACUUGGAGGCUAGAGGCAUCAUCGCAAAGUCAGCAUCAGAUUGGGCCUCUCCAGUUGUCCUUGUGCAAAAGAAGGACAAAACGCUGAGACUUUGUAUCGACUACCGCGUUCUCAAUAAAUAUACACGGCAAGACUCCUAUCCGUUGCCAACGAUUGAUACAGGAGCUAUAACGCCGGGGAAACGGCACCGCGUUCAGAAAAGGGCCAACAACAUCUGUGAGAAUUGCCUAAGAAAGAGGCGGCAUGAUCAGAAGAUGCAAGAUAGUGACCACCUCAAGUUCUUUAUGAUUAUAUAUGGCGAUGACUAUCGAUCCGAACGUCAUGACAGGAAUGAAGUUGACGGAGAUCUCAUAAGAGAAAAUGCUGAGAUUUACAGGAGUAAAAUGAAGGAGUACUAUGAUAAAAGGCAAAAGGUCAACCCUGAGAAGCUCCCCAAAGUAGGACAGCGAGUGUUUUUGAAAAUGCCCGCUGAAAAAGGCAAAUCAAAGCAACCAAAACUGACAUGA